AUGAUAGUGAACGUGGUUACUGAACCAGAUGAACUUACCACCAAGGACCUCAUCGCCCAAGCCACUGUACUAACUGGGUGUUACCAGUUUACUCUGGACCAUCUGACCGACGGAGCGUCAUUCUGGCUAGUGGGAAGAGAUAGUGCCGCAGACUUUCGAAUCGCUGUUUCUCCACAGUCUUCAAUCAGGAGCAGACAUGCGGUUUUCUCUUUCCACGCCCAGUCAUUCGCCUUUAGUAUCAGGGCCGCUCACAAAGGGGUUCGGCAUUUAUCAGUCAAUGGUGGGACUGUAGGCCGAGACUCGAAGGGAUUGCUUAAGAACUGUUUGAUAACAAUGGGCGACCUAGUAUUUGACUAUCACUACACACCAUGGGCGUACUCCGCCAUUUUUGAUGCCGAGAAAACAGCUACUAUACGUCGAUUGGUCGGUGACACGGUACCUCCAAUCAUGCCUCCAACACCAGAUCCGGACGCUCUCGAGAUCGGACAAUAUGUCCUAGCCCAGCAUGCGGGAAAGGGCGGUAGUGGUACCGUGUCCAUGGGCGUAAGCACGGGCCAUAAACUUGUCGCAAUCAAGAAUCGGUACUGUCGCGACACAUUUGCGAUCGAAAGGGCCAAAAAUCAAAUUCCAAACAUGGAGUCCCUCAGUAAAAACAGCGAAAAUUCGGAACCAAAGCCGAGGAUUCUGCAGCUACUAGAAGCAAAGUGGCAGUUCAACCCGGAUGCGCAGGCGCGACCCGCGGACUCCAACAUGGUGUACUUUGUGUCUCAUGCAUACCUCUCGAUUACCUUAGCAGACCUGAUAAAGAAAGGGCACAAAUAUACUGAAAGAACAUUCGUCAACAUCCUCGAAGCUGUUGCUUCUCUCCACAGACAGGGCUGGAUCCAUCGGGAUAUCAAGCCAGCUAACAUCGGAUUUACGAACGACAAAGACGAUUGGGCAGUUUACUCGACAUCGACGAUAUUAUCCGAGUGCCUGAGACGGCCUACCCUCCCGAACCUGGGUGCUACGGCACCAUACCUUACUUAG
Messenger RNA from Pseudovirgaria hyperparasitica, 1029 nucleotides. RefSeq lists its product as uncharacterized. The transcript has a single exon. Gene Ontology annotation, molecular function: protein serine/threonine kinase activity; ATP binding. Gene Ontology annotation, biological process: protein phosphorylation; mitotic DNA damage checkpoint signaling. The record is from RefSeq and is a predicted model, not a curated record. NCBI's taxonomy places the organism in Eukaryota, Fungi, Ascomycota, Dothideomycetes, Acrospermales, Acrospermaceae. Gene Ontology annotation, cellular component: nucleus. Bases 1 to 1029 code for a protein of 342 amino acids.